This is a messenger RNA of Ochlerotatus camptorhynchus, 1023 nucleotides long. RefSeq names its product zinc finger BED domain-containing protein 5-like. The record is from RefSeq and is a predicted model, not a curated record. Lineage: Eukaryota; Metazoa; Arthropoda; Insecta; Diptera; Culicidae.
AUGAAGCGAUUACUGAUUUCGAAGCAACCAAACGAUGUUGGGCAGAACGACAAAAGUAAGAAACAGUACGACAAAAGAAAAGUGAAGGUCCGGAAAUACGACGACAGUUACCUUGAGUUUGGUUUUACGCAUAGUGUGGCAAAUGGUGAAGAUCGUCCUCAAUGUGUUGUGUGUCUCAAAUUUCUAUCGGUCGAAUCCAUGCUUCCCAGCAAGCUGAGACGUCAUUUGGAAACCCACCAUCCAAAUUUGGUCAACAAAGACAGAGAAUAUUGCCAUCGCAAAUUGACGGAAAAUAAACAGCAACAAGCUUCAUUUUCGCAACAAACCCACGUUAACAACAACGCGUUACUGGCAUCAUACAAAGUGGCGUAUCGUGUUGCGCAGUGUAAAAAACCGCAUGCAAUCGCAAAGGAACUAAUCUUGCCAGCCGCUAUUGAUCUUGUUUCAACCAUGAUUAGGGAGCAGACAAGUCACCAACUGCUGAAGGUACCUGUUUUGAACAACACUAUUUAUCGAAGGAUCGAUGACAUGGCCAAGGUUAUCAACUGUCAGCUCGUGGAUUUGGUCAAGCUCACAAAAUAUGCUUUGCAGUUGGACUAGGCCACGGACAACCAUAAAAACGCGCACCUGAUCUGCUACGUCCGAUUUAUUCACAAGGUCAACUUUUGUGAAGAUUUGCUGUUCUGCAAGCCGAUUUCAAAAGGAACAAUCGGCGAGGAAUUGUUUAAAAUACUCAAUUCUUACAUGGUUGAACAUGGCAUUCCUUGGAAAAACUGCGUCUGGAUCUGCAGGGAUGGAGCUCGUGCCAUGUCAGGUCGUUUCCAAAGAUUGCAAGCACGGAUUCACAGUAAAGCUCCGAAUGCUGUGUGGACACAGUGCAUAAUUCACUGAGAAGCUUUUGCAGCGAAGUGCUGGGCCAAAGAUAUCAGUGAUGUCGUGGACACGGUCGUUAAAGUGGUUAAUUAUGUGAAGACUCGACCGAUGAAGCUUCCGGUUCUCAUCAUCAGUAGUAAGUCCGCUUGA